CUCAGAGCUGCGUCCUCAACCUUGUUCUUGGUCUGUGUUCCCUCUCUGGGCAGCCUUUCUUCUGUGGCUUUGACGACUACCACCUCUCGAAUGUUCUGGCCCGUAUUCUCAGGACCAGUUAGUUCCAGAGCGGUGACCUCAGCACCUGUUGGACAGGGCUCCUGCCCGAAUGCUGAAAUACAUGCGUCCCUCCAGGGAAAGCCUCAUUUGCUUUCACUUCCCUCUUGUUUGUGCUCUCCACUUCUACCCAGUCAGCAGAGUGGUUAGUAUGGUGUCUUCACUGUUCCUGAAGGCUCCUGUUCUUCUUUCACGCCUUGGCCCUCUGGCCUAGAGGACUCCUACCCCUUGGGCACAGGGACUGUGCCUGGUGCAGUGGUUAGUCUCUUUUCUCAAAUAAGGAUUAAACUGUGGCAUGAGAGUCAACUCACCCUGUGUGGCUCCUCAUUGCCCUCAGGAUGGAGCCAGGCUCCAGAUGGUACCUAGAACUCCCUGUGCCUUGGCUCCAGCUGUCUCCUGCAGCUGCCCCACCAACCCUGGCCUGGCUCCCUUCCCACAGCCACCACCCCUUCCUCUACUGGGAACAGAACCACGCCACCUCUGGCGACUUCAGCACGCUGCAUCACUGUCCCGGUCCACGUGCCACCUUGUGGGCCCAGGAGAGCCCUGGGGUUCCAGGGUAGCAGAGCGCCCGGCCGUACCUCUGAGGCCCUAGUGCUGCAGAGUUGAGCUGAGGGUCUCGCGCUCACCCUCUGACUGACCCAGCCCUAGCAGGUAGAAGAAGAAAGGUGCCACUUCGGCAUGAAGACAGACUCGCUUAGUCGUCAGUCAUUUAAGCUGAGUGCAUUGUGAUUUCCAAUAAUUGAGGCAGUGGUUCUAAAAGCUGUCUACAUUAAUGAAAAGAGCAAUGUGGCCAGCUUGACUAAGCCGCCAGUGUGUGCAGCGCGGGCAGGACGGCACCGGGUCUCGACGGACUUGUGCAUGUUAGCAGUAUAGAUUUAUGUAAGGUUUUUAAAAACUGGUCUUUUAACAUAGUCUUAAACACUUUUACUAUGGAGACAUAUGAGAGUCCCUCUCCUCUCCCGCGUGAGCCCGCAGGAGAAGUGGUGAUGGAGAAACGUGCUUGCCCCCUCCAAGCGCUGCCCCGUGAACAGUCUCCACCACCUCCCCUGCAAACGUCCAGUGAUGCAGAGGUAAUGGACGUUGGCUCUGGUGGUGAUGGACAGGCCGAACCCCCUGCUGAGGACCCACUCAACUUCUACGGAGCUUCUCUUCUCUCCAAAGGAUCCUUCUCUAAAGCCCGUCUCCUCAUAGACCCGAACUGUAGUGGCUACAGCCCGCGCACCGCCCGGCACGCACCUGCGGUCCGGAAGUUCUCCCCUGACCUUAAGUUGCUUAAGGAUGUAAAGAUUAGUGUGAGCUUUACCGAGAGCUGCAGGAGUAAGGACAGGAAGGUGCUGUACACAGGAGUGGAGCGCGACGCUCGCGCCGAGUGCAGUCUGGCCCUUAGCCCUGUCAGUGGAGACAUGCAUGCUUGUCCCUUUGGCGGGAGUGUUGGUAAUGGGGUAGGCAUAGGGGGUGAGAGUGCUGAUAAGAAGGAUGAGGAGAAUGAUCUGGAUCAGGAAAAGAGAGUGGAGUAUGCAGUGCUCGAUGAGUUAGAAGAUUUUACUGACAAUUUGGAGCUAGAUGAAGAAGGAGCAGGCGGGUUCACGGCUAAAGCAAUCGUGCAAAGAGACAGAGUGGAUGAAGAGGCCUUGAAUUUCUCCUACGAGGAUGAUUUUGACAACGACGUUGAUGCUCUGUUGGAAGAGGGCCUUUGUGCUCCCAAAAAGAGGAGAGUGGAUGAGAAAUAUGGAGGAGACAGCGACCAUCCAUCGGAUGGAGAGACAAGUGUGCAGCCAAUGAUGACCAAGAUUAAAACAGUGCUCAAAAGUCGUGGCCGCCCACCUACAGAACCAUUGCCUGAUGGGUGGAUCAUGACAUUCCAUAACUCCGGAGUCCCCGUGUACCUACACAGAGAGUCUCGGGUGGUCACCUGGUCCAGGCCGUACUUCUUGGGAACGGGAAGCAUACGGAAACAUGAUCCUCCUCUGAGUAGCAUCCCCUGUCUGCAUUACAAGAAAAUGAAGGACAACGAGGAAAGGGAGCAAAACAGUGAGCUUCCCCCUAGUGGGGAGGUGUCCCCUGUCAAGCCCCUCAGUCGAUCUGCAGAGCUGGAGUUUCCCCUGGAAGAGCCUGACUCCAUGGGGGCCGACACGGGGCCCCCAGAUGAGAAGGACCCAUUGGGGGCUGAGGCUGCCCCUGGGGCCCUGGGGCAGGUGAAGGCCAAAGUUGAGGUGUGCAAAGACGAAUCAGUUGAUCUUGAAGAAUUUCGGAGCUACCUGGAGAAGCGUUUUGACUUUGAGCAAGUUACUGUGAAGAAAUUCAGAACUUGGGCCGAGCGGCGGCAGUUUAACCGAGAAAUGAAACGGAAACAGGCGGAGUCUGAGAGGCCCAUCCUGCCGGCCAAUCAGAAGCUCAUUACUCUAUCUGUGCAAGAUGCACCCACCAAGAAAGAAUUUGUCAUUAACCCCAAUGGGAAAUCCGAGGUCUGCAUCCUGCACGAGUACAUGCAGCGUGUCCUCAAGGUCCGCCCGGUUUAUAAUUUCUUUGAAUGUGAGAAUCCAAGUGAGCCUUUUGGCGCCUCGGUGACCAUUGAUGGUGUGACCUAUGGAUCUGGAACUGCAAGCAGCAAAAAACUUGCGAAGAAUAAAGCUGCUCGAGCUACGCUGGAAAUCCUCAUCCCUGAUUUUGUUAAACAGACUUCUGAGGAGAAGCCCAAAGACAGUGAAGAGCUUGAGUAUUUUAACCACAUCAGUAUCGAGGACUCGCGGGUCUACGAGUUGACCAGCAAGGCCGGACUGUUGUCUCCCUAUCAGAUCCUCCACGAGUGCCUUAAAAGAAACCAUGGAAUGGGUGACACAUCCAUCAAGUUUGAAGUGGUUCCUGGUAAAAACCAGAAGAGUGAAUAUGUCAUGGCGUGCGGCAAGCACACAGUGCGCGGCUGGUGUAAAAAUAAGAGAGUUGGGAAGCAGUUAGCCUCUCAGAAAAUCCUUCAGCUCCUGCACCCACAUGUCAAGAACUGGGGGUCUUUACUACGCAUGUAUGGCCGUGAAAGCAGCAAGAUGGUCAAACAGGAGACCUCAGACAAGAGUGUGAUCGAGCUGCAGCAGUAUGCCAAGAAGAACAAGCCGAACCUGCACAUCCUGAGCAAGCUGCAAGAGGAGAUGAAGAGGCUCGCCGAGGAGAGGGAGGAGACGCGAAAGAAGCCCAAGAUGUCUAUUGUGGCAUCUGCUCAGCCUGGUGGCGAGCCUCUAUGCACUGUGGACGUGUGAGGAGGUGGUGGACCAGGCAUGGGGGCUGCCAGCUCUGUUGCCAGGAAGACCAUGCACUGCUCACUCUGCAGCCUCUCAUCUCCAAUCUAAGUUCCUCCCCUGCAGCCACAUGUCUGAGGCUGGGGCCAGAGGGGUGGGGCUCCAGUGUAUGGGGACAGCCAGGGCCACAUUCUACUAUACCGUUUCCUUGUGGGCCACCCACAGGUCUGAGUGGACGUGUUCAAGCAUCAGCUCAUCCUGCCUGUGCAGGUGGAAGCUGAGCUUGGAGAUGACCUAUGCUUUUACAGGUUUGCUGCAGACUGGUUUUACGAAUAUUUUCAUGAAUUUUAGUAUGUAACAUGCACUGACAAGAAAUGAUAGUUGGAUGACAGAUGAAAUGAGAAGUGAUGGCCGAGUGCUAUGGCGCCCUGUGCCUAGGGCUUCUGCAGGCCACUGCAGGGACCUGGUCAGAAGGCGCAUGCUGGCACACCAUCCCCUUUCCUGCCUCCUGUGUUUUCCCUUUUUUUCUGAAAAUGAUAUAACAGGAAAGAGUAUUUCAGACCUUUUCGGUUUAAAAUAAACACAAUUUUAGUAUCAGAACUAUUUUUCAGAGAUAGCAGGUAAAUCAUCAAGGUGAUUAUUUUUCAGCCAGUGUGUUUCUGCCUGGCUUGUUCCCCAAGCUCUGAGCUGGGUUGUGAUCCAUUUUUCCAAGUCUUUUAAAAAAUUAAAUAUUUUUUAUUGAUUUGAGAGAGAAAAACAAUCAAUUUGUUGUUCUACUUAUUUAUGCAUUCAUUGGUUGAUUCAUGUAUGUGCCCUGACCAGGGAUCAAACCCACAAACUUGGCAUAUCAUAUCAGGAUGAUGCUCUGACAAACUGAGCUAUCCACCCGGUCAGGGCCUUCUGAAUAAGUCUUAAUGCCCUAAAAACACACCUUAGAUACCUAGGAUGGUUGCCUUCACUGGCCUUUGGCAACUUUUUACUAAAGAUUUUUGCACAGUCAAAUCCCUCUGUCCACCCUUCAGUUUUUAAAGCUUUUAUGAUAUUUUAGCAUUUGGAAAGAAACUUUUACAGUGUGUAGAAGAUAGAUUUGGAAUCAUGUAGCAGAUAUAAACAAUUAAUGAAUUUUAGCACGUGGGUUUAUUUAAGAAGAGGGAACAAGGACCCUUAGUGCAAUCCAUUCUUGAUCACAAACUGGCACUCCUCUCCAGAUUUGGUGCAAGCACAUGGAUGGUAGCUUCACUGGAUUUCCAAGGCAGCCGCCCUGUGCAGCCAGGUCUGGUAACCAGCUCACUCUGACCAGCAGCCUGUGCUCUCCAGGUGGCCCCUGUGGACAGGUGCAGGGUUAGAUGUGACCCUGUCCUGAGUCCCAGGGGGUGUGAGGGGCCCUUGCUUGUCCCCACAUGUAAGGUAGUGGUGGUUAGCCAUUGGUUUCUUGUUCCCAGCACCUCUACAGGUUGCCACACACUCAUGGUGCACUGCCAGAUACAGGAGCCCAGCACUGGGUUGCAUUGUUACGUUCUUUGGGUGUGCCUGUCCACCACAUCCCCUGUGGAUGGUGUUUUGUUUCCAGGAAGACAAUUGGUGGUAUCUGCUUCCGGGAAGACAAUGUUGGCCUUGUGGGCCACCCAGUGUAUCCCUCCCUCAGCACCCAUGUGACCAAGGUUAGCUUCUGUGUUGACCUUUAUAAAACAGAAUCCUCAAUCAA
Eptesicus fuscus (big brown bat) is the source of this 5055-nucleotide messenger RNA. RefSeq names its product DGCR8 microprocessor complex subunit (gene DGCR8). Gene Ontology annotation, molecular function: heme binding; identical protein binding; primary miRNA binding. Gene Ontology annotation, cellular component: microprocessor complex. Bases 1050 to 3371 code for a protein of 773 amino acids. The record is from RefSeq and is a predicted model, not a curated record. NCBI's taxonomy places the organism in Eukaryota, Metazoa, Chordata, Mammalia, Chiroptera, Vespertilionidae. The transcript is spliced from 14 exons. Gene Ontology annotation, biological process: primary miRNA processing.